AAGCCCGCGCCUUCGCUUCUCCAGCCCGAUCGCCGUCAGCUUUUGCUCCAGACGCUCAUCUCGGGCCAGCGCACCGACAUCUUGAGACCCACAUCUGCACUUCUGAGACCCCAGCCACGCACUCUGAGCCAACGUAUCGACGUCCCGAGAUCAUUAGUGCGCCGCUUGCGUCUCCGAUCGCCCGCCGUCGUUCGUCCGGCAGCUCCUUCCGCAAACCCGCCGGCGCUCUGCCGAUCGCUCCGCUUGGCUCGGUUCAGUUCCUCCCAGUGUUCCCAGCGAGCUCCCCCGACAAUGCCCCACAUCUCAUCCGAUCCAGCUGCAGAGAGCGAUUCUCUUUCCAUGGCCGCUUCAGGCCGGCAGGGCGAUCCAUCCCCACACAAGCUUGCCCGGCCGGAGCCGCAGUUUGGUCUCGCCCAGGAUAGCGCCAGCCCCGCCAUCGUCGCCACUGCCGAUCCCGAUGUCUCUGUUCCGCCAGCGACUGCCACCGAGGAGAUUGUGCUCGAGAAGAGAUAUCCGUUCCCACCCACAAAGCCGUACCUGACGGUCAGCGACAUUUCGUCGCUCUUCUGGUGCGAGUCCCAGACCUUUCUCUCCGUCGUCACCGGCGUCAAGAAGCCCCAAACCGAAGCCAUGACCAUGGGCACCGCCGUCCACGAAACCCUGGAGCGAGAGGUCAAGGAGAUUGUCGAGGUGCCGGUGACAACCAAGGAAGACAGCUGGGCUGUCCGGUUCGCCGAGAUGAUCCAGAAUGUGCAUCUGCUCGCCCAUAACGGCAUCACCCGAGAGAUUCCCGUCAUUGGGCGGAUCGGGCGGUUUCUCGUUUACGGCAUCAUCGACGAAGUCCGCAAAACGCCGAUCCAGGACACACUACCAUUGGCAUGCUCGCAGGGCCAGACUCCCACGCAUCGUUCUCCCUUCUGCUACCACAUCGCCGACACCAAGACCAAGCCCUCGCCCACCAAGGAGAAGCCCUUCUCGACCUUCCGCAUCUCCAAGCCAGCCAAGGCCCAGGUGAUGACCUACCGCUAUCUGCUGGAGCAGCUCAUCUGUGAGCAGCUCGAUCCGGACUUUGUCCUCGCCAAGCUGCAAGAGAUGGGUCUCGACUGCGACCAAGUGCUGUCGCUGCCGGUACUGGAACACCUGGCCAGCCUCGAGAUGAUCGAGCUGGGCUUUGGCGACUUUGACGUUGAGGACGAUGACUGGGAGGACAGCAGUGAUGUCGCCAAGGACGCUGUUCCGGCUACACAGGACACCGCUGCGUCGCAUGCCAUCAGCAACACCAUCAGCAUCGCCGACAGCAGCAGUGCUGUGGACUUGGCCGUUGACGCCCAACCGACCGACGCUGUCCAGCCGAGCAACAUGCCCCAGAGCACACCCGAGAGCCUCGAUUCCGAUGCGGCCGUGGAGACAGCCAGACGCCUCCAAAGCUUCCGCAUUCGCACCCUUCGCGACAUUGUUCCCAGGGCCCUCAGCCAGUUCCGGUUUCUGCAUCCGUCGUUUGAUUCGAUCAUGCCGACUUCCAGCAAAUACGAGCAGUGGAACUCUCUGCCCGAAGCAUCCGCAACAGAGAAUGCGUCGGGUCCGGCCAUUGUCAAUGAAGUGCUGCCUCUGGACUUGCCUCGACGGGAUCGCUACCACUCCACGAUCCGACCGCUGGUCGAAAGCUCCGGCUUCAUCUCGAACGAGAUCGAGAUUCACUUUCGGGAUCGUGUCAACGGCGAUCUCCUUCAGAUCUCCAAGGUUGAGUACCGCCCCCUCGAGAUCACACAGAUCCUGGAUCGCGCCAACACCUUCUGGAGCGGUGGCCAGGACCAAGACCAAGAUCAAGACCAAGACCAAGAUCAGGGCCAGCACGAGAUCGAUGCAGCCGACCCAGAGACGGAUCUGGCCCGCGCUCGACCACUAUCGCUGUCGCCACCACCCACUCUGCCAUCCAGCCGCAGGCCACAGACAUCUGCUUUGGCCCGCAAGCGCACCAAGCUGGACUUUGUCGUUGGCGGCGUGGACGACGAGCGCGAGGCAGCUUUCAAGUGCCGCCUGUGCUUCUAUGCGGAAAUCUGCGACUUUCGCAUUCAGAAAUGCGAAGACGCUGUCAACAGGGCCAAGGGAAAGCGGAUGUGAUCAGCUGCGAUCAGUGACCAGCAGCUUCUGCCGGCAUUAUCCGCUCACUAGGACUUGGCGGAGAGCAAAAGUGCAGAAGCUGGGGGUUCGAGGCUAGGGGCGGCAGUCCGGGCUUUGUGUUGGAAGCUUUGUAUUGGGAU
This is a messenger RNA of Polychytrium aggregatum, 2261 nucleotides long. Its product is annotated as exonuclease V. Gene Ontology annotation, cellular component: nucleus; mitochondrion. Gene Ontology annotation, molecular function: single-stranded DNA 5'-3' DNA exonuclease activity. The transcript has 2 exons. Gene Ontology annotation, biological process: interstrand cross-link repair. The annotation marks the transcript as partial. The record is from RefSeq and is a predicted model, not a curated record. NCBI's taxonomy places the organism in Eukaryota, Fungi, Chytridiomycota, Chytridiomycetes, Polychytriales.